Megalobrama amblycephala (Wuchang bream) is the source of this 2519-nucleotide messenger RNA. It is a transcript of the gene deaf1, whose product is annotated as DEAF1 transcription factor. Gene Ontology annotation, cellular component: nucleus. The coding region runs from base 249 to 1856 and encodes 535 amino acids. The record is from RefSeq and is a predicted model, not a curated record. Gene Ontology annotation, biological process: regulation of transcription by RNA polymerase II. The transcript is spliced from 13 exons. Lineage: Eukaryota; Metazoa; Chordata; Actinopteri; Cypriniformes; Xenocyprididae. Gene Ontology annotation, molecular function: DNA-binding transcription factor activity, RNA polymerase II-specific; DNA binding.
AAUUUCCGCUUGCUCUCCUUCCUGUGUUGAUACCCGUCCCCAGUAAAGGCACUCGGAGGCCAUUAUCCUGCAACCAUUUUCUUUUCUUUUAUACUCGAAGACAAUUCGUUUUAAUAAAUCCAUAAUCUAUUCGUGCAGGUUGACUAAGCGCUUCUUGGAUACCUGCGCAUUUACAAAUCGUGAGGGACUUGCACCUCUCGACAAUCCUUCGGAUAAUUUCGGCUGCUUUCGUGCGCCGCUGUUUUGAAAUGGACGCGACUGAACCGGCGGCGAAAGCACUCGAGCUGGGCGACGCGUCCGAGAGCGCGUCCGCGGGAGAGGCUGUGGGUUCGGAUACCGAAUCGGAGGCCGAAGUCGCCACGAUGACUGUGAUGGGAGAAGCGGGAAACAUCGACAUCGCCGAAUCCCUGCCGAACCCAGACGAUGCCGAAGCGGCGUUUGCAGAGAUCACAGCCGUCACUGUUGGGGACGUUCAGAGUUCAAAUGAAACCGUGUUCACAUCCACCGUCGCCACAGCAACGUCCAUCCCUGAACACGUGCUUGUAAGAGACCAAACAAUUUCUCAUUUCAGGACAGGCAGAACCACGCUUCAGAUCGCAGACAGUCUGAGUACCCAGAAGGCCACGCUGAUCGUGGUGCACACAGACGGGAGUAUCGUGGACGCCACAGGGCUGAAAGGCACCGCGACACCAAUGACACCUGGUCCUCAAACCCCGAGCACCCCUCUGACAUCCGGACACGAUAAAGACGGCUCCAAGUACAACUGGGAUCCGUCGGUUUACGACAACGAGCUUCCCGUGCGCUGCAGGAACACGAGUGGGAUUCUGUUCAAAAACAGACUGGGAUCAGGGGGCAAAGGGCGCUGUAUCAAACACAACAAUCACUGGUACACCCCGACGGAGUUUGAGAGCAUGUCGGGGCGAGCGAGCAGCAAAGACUGGAAGAGAAGCAUCCGCUACGCUGGCCGACCUCUACAGUGUCUCAUUCAGGAGCGUAUUCUGAACCCUCAUGCAGCGUCCUGUACGUGUGCGGCCUGCUGUGAUGAUCUGUCUUCAGUGAGUGACAUGUGUGCCAAAGACGGGCCUUUCGGAGGGGAGAACAUCACUAUGACGGGUCCCGUCAGACUGUUCGUCCCGUAUAAAAGAAGGAAGAAGGACAAUGAGCGGUCAGCUUCUCCUGAGAAGAAGGAGGUUCAGUCUCCAAAGAACAUCACCCUGGCUCCAGGAGCAACAUUUACAGUGACUCCGUCCGGUCAGAUCACCACUUCAGGAACACUGACCUUUGACCGAACGGCGACAGGAGAGACGGCGGCCAUCAUCUCCGACAGCCCUGCGCCCGCUGACGUCUUCACCAACACGACGGUGUUGACCACUCUUCCUGCGCUGGCGGUGGUCCCUCAGCAGGCCGUGGUGCAGUCUAAACCCCCUCCGACCGGGACACUAAUGAACGGGUUAGAGAUGGGUGAGCAGCGCACAUGGCUUCACCUGGAAGAGAUGGCCAACACACUGCUCAGCAACGUCCAGCAACUCAAAGUCCUCAUCGCACAAGCCAAACAAGCCAGUCAGAGCGGAGCGCAUGUUGGCAUCAGAAAAGAGUCCUUUCAGAGUCAGUUGUCACUCGGUGAAGAACCUGAGGGGAAAAUCACUGAAAUUAUCAUUAAGCACACGUGUGUGAACUGCGGUCGAGAGGCGUCCAGCGAGUGUACGGGCUGCCAUAAAGUCCAUUACUGCUCUGGCUUCUGUCAGCGGAAGGACUGGAAGGAACAUCAACUGAGCUGCUGUCAGCCGAGCACAGCCGUCGGCCUUCAGGAAGAGACUCAGAUGGCUGGCGUGGAGGUGGAGAAAGGGAAGGUCUAGCGUAUGACGUUCAGAUGGGCGAUCGCUUCCGUUCGUGUUUUAGUUUAGCUAUAAAGCCGUGUAGUAGCAGCUCCCUUACACACUGUGAAAAAUUAAGCAUACGCGGAUGGCGUCAGUACUUUCUGUACCAUGUGAACGGUUUCACCCUCUCGCUAUGGAUUUUGUAUGUGAAAAUAAUCCUUAAAGGGAUAGUUCACCAAACAUGAUUUACUCACCCUCAUGUCGUUCCAAACCUGUAUGACUUUGAACGCAAAAUUAUUUUUAUACAAUGAAGAUGAGUCAAUAAAAUGAGUCUCUUGAAUCUCAUUUGCAUAUUCAUGUGUUGUUUUGUGCGUAUAUUAAAUAUGGAGAUCGGAACGAGUCAUAUGUAAGACUUUUAUUAUAUUUUUAUUGUACUGUUUUAGGUAGACAGCCCUUGCCCUCAUAAAAUGAAUUUGGAGCAGCUUGGACAUUCUUCGUAUUAUUUUGUGUCUUACAGAAGAAAGUCAGUCAAACGGGUUUGGAACAACCUGAGGGUGAGUAAAUGAUGACAGAACUGUUAUUUUAGGUGAACUACUACUUUAAUUAAGAUAAUAAUAUAAUUUCAGAAUCUAAUUCUAAUGAAGGAUUUACAUUUUUACAGUGUUUUCAACACAAAACGGAAAUAAAUGGGGAAAAAUAUGA